UCAUUUUGCUUCCCCACCAGUCACUUCAAAGACGUCAAAGACUGUAGCACUGUUUUGCUCAUCUUCUAAAUAAUUUUUUGAAGUAUGUCUUACUUGCAAAGUUGACAGAGAAGGUGGUGAUACUUGCUGUAAAAGAUGAUCCUGUCAAUAAAUGUAGUUAUUUUUAUCUGGUGGAUAAAUCAUGCUAAUGUUCAUGGAAAUGAGAGGGAGAAGAUUAAUUCAGAUGACAUUACUCGUAUUUUGGAUCGAUUACUGGAUGGUUAUGACAACAGACUGCGACCUGGAUCUGGAGGUGGAGUUACAGAGGUGAAAACAGACAUAUUUGUCACCAGUUUUGGACCUGUUUCAGAUGUUGAGAUGGAGUACACCAUGGACAUGUUCUUCCGUCAGACGUGGGUGGAUGAGCGGCUGAAAUUUGAGGGCCCAACUGAAAUCCUGCGGUUGAACAACCUCAUGGUGGAUAAGAUCUGGACCCCAGACACUUUCUUCCGCAACUCUAAGAAGUCCAUAUCCCAUAACAUGACCACACCAAACAAGCUUUUCCGCAUCAUGAAGAAUGGGACAGUCCUGUAUACUAUGAGACUGACAAUCAGUGCAGAGUGUCCAAUGAGACUGAUGGACUUCCCCAUGGAUGGACACGCCUGUCCUCUCAGGUUUGGAAGCUAUGCCUACACCAGUAGUGAAAUUAUGUUCACCUGGAAGAAGGGACCAGUUGCAUCAGUCGAUUGUCCCAAAGAGUCCAUGAGUCUCCUUCAGUAUGACCUGGUGGGACAGACUUUGUCCAGUGAGAUUUUCAAAGCGAACACAGGUCACUACUCUGUGCAGGUGGUCCAUUUCCAUCUCCAGAGGAAGCUGGGAUAUUACCUCAUACAGACCUAUAUUCCCCUUAUAAUGGUAGUUGUUCUCUCACAAGUCUCUUUCUGGAUCAACAAGGAAUCUGUUCCUGCUCGCACAGUUGCUGGCAUCACCACAGUGCUGACCAUGACCACUUUGAGCAUCAGUGCCCGACAGUCGCUUCCCAAAGUGUCCUAUGCCACUGCCAUGGAUUGGUUUAUAGCUGUGUGUUUUGCCUUUGUGGCGUCCGCUCUCGUUGAGUUUGCAGCAGUAAAUUACUUCGCCACCCUGCAGGCCAAUCGUCUGAAGAAGCAGAAAGCCAGACAGGACAAGCUGGAGGUGCUGGCUACUGGCAGUGACGAUGAUGACACUGUAUCGCCGGAGAGCAGCCCUCGUGGAGGCCUCAAGAGGAGGAACCACUCGGUUUGUCGCAGUGAGCCUGAUGAUGCUCCCCCACUGCCAAUCUUCCUCCAACAGGGCUCAGCUUUUCCUCAAAUCCCACAGUUGGCUGGCACCAGCCCUAUUGACAAGUACGCCCGCAUCCUGUUCCCCCUGGCCUUCGCACUCUUCAACCUAGUUUACUGGUACAUCUACCUGGCCAAAGACACCAUGGAGCAAGCCAGGGACACAGAUACGACCUCUUAAAAACGGACCUGGAAAAGGGCAUGUGCCGCCAGAGAGACCGUCACUAUCCAUCCAGCCUCAUCUUUCCCCACCUCUCUGCAUGAACAAGCUCUCAGCAUUUGCACUGCUCUCAUGUGACAGAGGAAAUGAAUCAGAAACUCAUUUAUUCUCCUGCCGCACAUCUAUUCAUUUCACAGGCUGUGACCACUGCCCACUUGUGUUCUGAUCAGCUGCUGAAGAGCUGUCCUUCACGGGCCUCAGACACUUUACAACCCAAACGUACUCACAACUUCCCAGGGUCCCGGACUAACACAGACACCACACACAUACAGUAUACAUGCUGCUCAGACUCACACUUAGACAUGCUUGCACGCAUACACACAAACCAAGAAACACAUCAAAAAGAAGUGGAUGAUAUAAUCUAUGAUGGCUGUAACUGGUGGUGAUGCAACAGUGAACCAAUGCUCUCAGAAGUCUGCCCUCUACAGAAGCACAGCUCCCACUACAACAAGAUCAAAGACAAUUUAGAGGAGGCUCGCAUCCCUCCUUGUAGCUUCAAAAAUGUACUCAAACCUGAGAAAAUGAAUUGUGGGAUUGUGUUUUCCAUCCCACCUUUCUGCUCUGGUACUCUGGUGCUCCCUUUGCAUUUUCAGAUGUACUGCAGGUUCUGGAAGUGUUGCAGGGAGGAGUGGGACAGCACCCAUGAGUGUCUCUGAAAUUAUUAUUAUUAUUAUCAUUAUUAUUUUGUAAGAAUGUAUGGUUAUUUGGUACACAUAACUGCACAUCCUGUCUGCCUGGUUCAAAUGAAAAUAUGUCCUAUUAGGCAGUUAAUAGCUUUAAACACUGAAGGACUAAACUUGAUCUUAACUUGGCUGUGGUCAUUUAUACCCCACAUCGUUUGACCUUGUGGGCAUGUACACAGUCCUUCUAUGCCAUGCAAGGGACAAAACAAGAAUAAAACACGGCGAAAAAUCA
Sphaeramia orbicularis (orbiculate cardinalfish) is the source of this 2433-nucleotide messenger RNA. It is a transcript of the gene gabra6a, whose product is annotated as gamma-aminobutyric acid type A receptor subunit alpha6a. The transcript is spliced from 10 exons. Gene Ontology annotation, cellular component: membrane. Bases 136 to 1479 code for a protein of 447 amino acids. NCBI's taxonomy places the organism in Eukaryota, Metazoa, Chordata, Actinopteri, Kurtiformes, Apogonidae. The record is from RefSeq and is a predicted model, not a curated record. Gene Ontology annotation, molecular function: GABA-A receptor activity; extracellular ligand-gated monoatomic ion channel activity. Gene Ontology annotation, biological process: monoatomic ion transmembrane transport.